AUGACAUGUGGAACCGAUUUUAUCAAUGGCUGGAAAUACGAGGUCGGAUGUAAGAUGUCGGUUGUGUUCCUCAACUUUUUCACCAUGGCAAACUUCAUGUGGCUCUUAGUAGAAGCUCUCUACCUUAACUACCUUCUCCUGUCUUCGUUCCCCCAAGGAAGGAAAUACUACUGCUGGCUGGUCCUCUUUGGAUGGGGUCUCCCAACAUUCUUCACCACUCUGUGGAUAUUCCUGAAAGUGUAUUUUGAAGAUGUUUUGUGCUGGGACGCAAAUGAAGAUUCCCCUUACUGGUGGGUCAUCCAAGGCCCCAUCAUGCUCUCUGUUGCGGUCAAUUUCAUUCUUUUCAUCAAUACGAUUCAAAUCCUGUUGAAAAAACUGAAUCCCAGAAACAUCACUUUGAACAACUCAUUUCAAUACAGACGCCUCUCUAAGUCGACCCUGCUUCUCAUCCCCUUGUUUGGGACCCAUUACAUCAUCUUCAACUUCCUGCCGGAAUACAGCCACGUGGGAGCCCGCCUCUACUUGGAGCUGUGCGUUGGAUCCUUUCAGGGCUUCAUCGUUGCUGUUUUGUACUGUUUCCUAAAUCAAGAGGUACAAACGGAACUUUGCCGGAAAUGGCGAGGCAAGAAUUAUGAAUGUAUGAUGCCUUCUAGGAGGAAGAAGACCAAAUGGACGAUGCCCACCAAUUCCGGGAUUAAAGUGACAAACUUGGUAUUUGGGCAAAACAUCAUCGCCUUGACGUACUAUCUUGGAAACCGCCGUUGCGUUGAGAAUUGCUUCUGUGUGGUUGUGUCUUCAACAGUGAAGGCUUGUGUUACUUUUUGCAUGGCUCAAUGCUACAAAACGCACAAAACGGGUGGCAUCAAAAAUAACCCCUCCGUGCCAGCUUAA
Molecule: messenger RNA, 891 nt
Organism: Thamnophis elegans (Western terrestrial garter snake)
Lineage: Eukaryota; Metazoa; Chordata; Lepidosauria; Squamata; Natricidae
Product: growth hormone-releasing hormone receptor-like
Exons: 9
Coding region: 1-891 (296 amino acids)
Biological process (GO): adenylate cyclase-activating G protein-coupled receptor signaling pathway; cell surface receptor signaling pathway; positive regulation of cell population proliferation
Cellular component (GO): plasma membrane
Molecular function (GO): growth factor binding; growth hormone-releasing hormone receptor activity; G protein-coupled peptide receptor activity
Source: RefSeq, a predicted model, not a curated record